Ceratosolen solmsi marchali is the source of this 1352-nucleotide messenger RNA. Its product is annotated as gastrin-releasing peptide receptor-like. Gene Ontology annotation, molecular function: neuropeptide receptor activity. The record is from RefSeq and is a predicted model, not a curated record. Gene Ontology annotation, cellular component: plasma membrane. The coding region runs from base 1 to 1260 and encodes 419 amino acids. Gene Ontology annotation, biological process: G protein-coupled receptor signaling pathway. Lineage: Eukaryota; Metazoa; Arthropoda; Insecta; Hymenoptera; Agaonidae. The transcript is spliced from 8 exons.
AUGAUGUUAACAGAAAUCAAAGCCAUCAAUGAUACGGAUGAUAAAAACGUACAUUUAGAACUUUCAGAGGAGAACUAUACACCGUACGGAGAACGUCCAGAAACAUAUAUUGUACCCAUCGUCUUUGUAUGCAUACUUGUUGUUGGAGUCAUUGGCAAUGGUGUCCUCGUUAUUACUAUUUGCCGACAUGCAAAUAUGAGAAAUGUUCCUAAUACAUACGUACUCUCACUUGCUAUUGGUGAUUUAUUAGUCAUAAUGAUAUGCAUCCCUUUCACGUUCACAGUCUACGUAAUGGAUUCUUGGCCAUUCGGCUUGGUACUUUGUAAAAUAUCUGAGUUUGCUAAAGAUACCUCGAUCGGAGUAUCGGUCUUCACACUCACUGCACUUUCAGCUGAUCGAUUUUUCGCCAUCGUUGAUCCUAUGAGAAAACUUCAUGCCACAGGUAGUGGAAAUAGAGCAACGAAGUUUACAAAAAUAGUAGCCACAUUAAUAUGGAUUUUAGCAAUAUUUUGCGCAUUACCAGCUUCAUUCUCCUAUAUAAGAAUAUUUAGAGUGAAUAAAAAUAUUACAUUUAUGACUUGUUAUCCAUUUCCGGAGACGUUUGGUCCCAACUAUCCAAAAACUGUACUUAUUGGACGAUUCUGUAUCUUAUAUGUAUUUCCACUUAGUAUUAUAGCUGUUUUCUACAUGCUCAUGGCACAACAUCUCGUUCAAAGUACCAAAAAUAUUCCAGGUGAAAUGCAGGGACAGGUGAAGCAGAUAAAAGCCCGUAAAAAGGUAGCUAAAAUGGUGAUGGCUUUUGUAGCAGUAUUUGCUAUGUGUUUCCUACCUCAACACGUUUUUAUGCUGUGGUUUUACCUUCAUCCAAGCGCCCAAGAAGAUUAUAAUGCUUUCUGGCACUACUUUCGCAUUCUUGGAUUCUGUCUAGCAUUUAUGAAUAGUUGUAUAAAUCCAAUAGCACUUUAUUGUGUUAGUGGUACCUUCCGUAAAUACUUCAAUAGAUAUUUAUUUUGCUGUUACGGCUCCUGCUAUUUAUCGAGACGAAAACAAUCCUCUACCUCAGAAUCAAAUAAGCGAGGUCCAAGUUUUUCAUUCGCAAUAUUCCAUAGGCGUACAAAUUCUCGUCGAGGUCAACAAAGUCUUAUUCGUAUGUCAAGAUGGUAUCCAGGAACCUUUAAUGAUAUACGUGGCCAUUAUAUACCACAGGAACAAGAAACUACAAUAACAAUUUUUCAUAACGAAAUAGAGCAACAAAUAUAAGAUUCAAGUAUAGAAACCAUUCACAGAAAAAUGCAUCAACGAAAAAAUUUUAACUACACUAAUAAAAUAAUUAAAGCCAAAAAACUUAAAUA